UCAUUCUUACCCAUCAAACCAUAGCAGCAUAUUGCUUUUCAGCUGCUAAGCAGCCUUCUGUCCAAGUUACAUUUUCUUCCUCUUAUUCCUUUGUUUUUCUGUUGGGAUCCAAAGUUGAGUUUGCCAAUGCGAACGUUUCCUUUUUGCCGAGGAGCACUUUUGUGCUGCUCGGUGAUCUUGCUCUUCACAUUAAGUUUCUGCUAUGGUAGUGACCAGACAGUUGAGGUAGUUGGUCUUGGGGAAUGUGCAGACUGUGAGCAGAGUAACAUUAAGACUAGCCAUGCCUUUUCAGGGCUUCCCGUGACAAUUGAUUGCAAGCAAGCAAAUGGACACUUCAGGACCAGAGGAGUAGGGAAGCUCGAUGAAGAAGGAAAGUUUGAAGUGUCUCUUCCUCAGGAGAUCGUGAAAGACGGACAACUAAAUGAAGAAUGCUAUGCGCAGCUUCACAGUGCAUCAGCUGCACCAUGCCCUGCCCACAAUGGCCUAGAAUCCUCAAAAGUUAUAUUCAAGUCCAAAGCCAAUGGAAAACAUACCUUUGGGCUGGCUGGUAGACUCAAAUUCUCCCCUGUGACAUGUACUUCAGCCUUCCUGUGGCCUCACCACAAACACCCACCACUACCCAAAUUGCCGCCUUGGCCGAAAAUGCCACCUUUUCCUCCCCAUCCACACUGGAAGAACUUUGGUCAUAAAUUCCCUUACCCCCCUAAGGUCUUUCCCCCACUACCACCAAAGGUCUUCCCUCCCAUAUAUAAGAAGCCUUUGCCGCCAAUUCCAAAGUUCAAGAAGCCACUUCCACCUCCAGUACCUGUAUACAAGAAGCCUCUUCCCCCACCAGUGCCUGUAUACAAGAAGCCACUUCUGCCACCAGUACCUGUAUACAAGAAGCCUCUUCCUCCGCCUGUUCCAAAGUUUAAGAAACCACUUCCACCGCCGAUACCUAUAUAUAAGAAGCCACUUCCUCCGCCAUUUCCAAAAUUCAAAAAGCCACUUCCACCUCCCAUUCCAGUAUUCAAACCGAAACCACCAAUUUUCAAGCCUCCUUCAAUCCCAAAGAUCUAUCACCCACCUCUGCCAAAAUUCAAAAAGCCCCUUCCUCCUCCCAUUCCAAUCUACAAACCAAAACCCCCGGUAUACCAUAAACCUCUUCCACCAAUCCCAAAGAUCCCUCCAUAUUAUAAGAAGCCUUGCCCACCCCUUCCUAAAGUCCCACUUCAUCAUAAACUUCCUCCUAUUCCAAAGCAUCCCAAGUAUUUCCCCCACCCCAAGUUCGGAAAGUGGCCCCCGUUGCCACCUUUUCCUCCUCAUCCUUAGAUCACCGCAGUAUAUGUUCCAAAUGUAAGGGGAAACGAUGUUGUUUUAUUUAAUUAAGUCUGGUGUGGAAAUUUAAUACUGUAAUAAAGCCUCAAAGAAAGAGAUGAUGCAAAUGAAAAGGCUUGGAGAGAGAGAGAGAGAGAGAGAUGUGAAUCAAUAUUUAUUACUUGUCGAAGUUAUAGGCCGUGUGUGGAUGAUUCCUUUUAGUUUUACAUUUAGAGGUCCGAAUGCAUUUGACUUGCUGUAAUAAUUGUACUUUCUUGUCUUGCAAAAUAUAUAUCCUCCAUUUUGCGAUAA
Molecule: messenger RNA, 1608 nt
Organism: Juglans microcarpa x Juglans regia
Lineage: Eukaryota; Viridiplantae; Streptophyta; Magnoliopsida; Fagales; Juglandaceae
Product: proline-rich protein 4-like
Exons: 2
Coding region: 127-1311 (394 amino acids)
Source: RefSeq, a predicted model, not a curated record